GCGCAUGCCUAAGAAAGAAGGUUCUUCGAAAUGUGCCACGAAAACCGUCCCGCAAACUGCAGAGCUAAUGCCAGGCCAUCACCCGGGAACAUAGUACCUCAUUCUGUUGUACAGGAUAAUCGUGAACUAGAGGUCCUUGCUCUUCAGGUACUCGGCAUCUUCAAUGUCAUCCGGAUCAGGAAGCUCAUUGGCACCCAUCUCCUCCAUCAAAUUCUCAAUCCUGACCUUCCUGCCGUUCCUGGAUCUCCUCUGCUCAGGAGUCUUGCCGCGGGGAUGCUUCUCAUAGGCACCAGUGACACCAAACUGCGGGUGCACAUUGAUCUCCACCACCUUGUCCCGCUUCCUACCCGCCGCCUCCAGCGCCCGCCGGGAGCGCACGCCAGCAUCCUUCACCACAACCGCGUCCUGCCCGGCCCUGCCAAGGCGAACGUUGCGAAGGGUGCGCGUCUUGGCGCCCAGAGCCCACAGGUCACCCCACUGAGCCUUGCGAGCGUCCCGGUACGCCUGCUUGGAGAACGACUUGGACACCACCCACCGCUCAAUCGUCGCCUGCGGUGUGCAGACAUCGAGUGUAACAUGGCCGUGGCGCUUCAGCGGUGGGAGGAUGUUGCGGGGUAG
Podospora bellae-mahoneyi is the source of this 618-nucleotide messenger RNA. RefSeq lists its product as uncharacterized. The coding region runs from base 31 to 618 and encodes 195 amino acids. The transcript is spliced from 2 exons. The record is from RefSeq and is a predicted model, not a curated record. NCBI's taxonomy places the organism in Eukaryota, Fungi, Ascomycota, Sordariomycetes, Sordariales, Podosporaceae.